This is a messenger RNA of Hevea brasiliensis (rubber tree), 1142 nucleotides long. Its product is annotated as major allergen Pru av 1-like. The transcript has 2 exons. Lineage: Eukaryota; Viridiplantae; Streptophyta; Magnoliopsida; Malpighiales; Euphorbiaceae. Gene Ontology annotation, cellular component: nucleus; cytoplasm. The record is from RefSeq and is a predicted model, not a curated record. Gene Ontology annotation, molecular function: protein phosphatase inhibitor activity; abscisic acid binding; signaling receptor activity. Gene Ontology annotation, biological process: defense response; abscisic acid-activated signaling pathway. Bases 677 to 1126 code for a protein of 149 amino acids.
UAUAGCCUUCUUCUCUUCCUAGGGUUGAUAUAGUAGAUGACUCUUUUAUCUGACCUGUGGCUUGUAUGUUCCUCUUGUACUUCUUUAUGUGUUGGACUCCUCAUAGGCUAUUAUUGGAGAUGCCAAUAAAAUUUGUGGCCUGUUAUAGUGCUGAUGGCGGCAUUCUUGCUGCUUUGGCAGUCUCUUCCAACCUAGUUUAGGAUUUUCUUAUUCCUUGGCUUGGGCUUAGCAUUCAUCUUCUAGUGGCUAGGUUUGGUUGUAUUUGAAUUAGGAUCUUUUUUAAUCCUUAAGCUUGGUUUGCUCUAUCUGCUUGUAAUGGGCUCUUUGCCUUCUAUUUAAUUCUCAGCAAUAUAGUUGACCUUUGAAGAAAAUAAAAUAUAUUGACUGCAAUGAGGGAAGAGAGAGAACUAUAGGUAAUGGUUACCUAAUCAUGAAUCAAAUAUGAAAAGUGGAAACUAGGAGUUCAUGCAACAAAACUACUGGCCAAAUAAAAAAGAGUCUGAUAUCCAUUCACAUGUGAAUCAUUCAGAGGAGGUAGUCUUUAUAGUCUGAGCCUAUAAAUACUAGCUCUACUUCUCACAUCUCCUCACCCAAAACCAUUCUACAAAUCAACAAUUUCUCCUUCUUGUCAUUCAAAAUCCUAUGCUAAAAUGGUGUUUUUGCUUAUGAAGAGGAAAUGACUAGCACUGUACCUGCUCAUAGGCUGUUUAAGGCUAUAGCCCUUGAAUCUGACAUCAUUAUCCCUAAAGCUGCACCACAUGCCAUCAAGAGCUCUGAGAUUAUUGAAGGAGAUGGUGGUCCAGGAAGUAUCAAGAAGAUUACAUUCGUUGAAGGCAGCCAAUUCAAGUUUGUGAAACACAAGAUUGAAGUACUUGACAAAGAGAACUUCACCUACGGCUACACCAUAAUUGAAGGCUGUGCUUUGAUGCACACACUUGAGAAGAUCAGCUAUCACACCAAGUUUGUGCCAACUCCUGAUGGAGGAUGUAUCUUCAAGGCCAUCCGUAAAUAUUACACAAAGGGUGAUAUUGAGAUCAAGAAAGACGACCUCAAGACUGGCAAAGAAAAGGCCAGGGGAAUUUUCAAGGCUAUUGAAGCCUACCUGUUGGCAAAUCCUGAUGCCUAAAAAUGGUCAUCAUCAG